Molecule: messenger RNA, 4564 nt
Organism: Neolamprologus brichardi
Lineage: Eukaryota; Metazoa; Chordata; Actinopteri; Cichliformes; Cichlidae
Product: prickle-like protein 2
Molecular function (GO): zinc ion binding
Source: RefSeq, a predicted model, not a curated record
UCUUAUCGGAGGCUGUGUGCCACUGUGUGAUUGGCUGAUAGCUGAUGACUCAUUUCAACAGGCUGGUGUGGGGCUGGCAAAGGAGCGGAGGGUAGGUGGUGGUGAAAAGGGGGAGCAGGAGGUGGGAGUAAAGCUUUCUCCCACUGCGUGUACGCUUAUGUGCAGUGCUGUUGUACAGCGCGCCGUUUCGCACAAAAGCACACAACAUAAAUACUUGCAAACGGAGUCAACUUCAUCUAUGCACUUACUCAUUGUGUUUUCUGCUCAUCUCUUCAGCCGCGGUUGCCUGUAGCCAUACUUGAGGAGAGACAUAGAGCCGGAAGGAGAGAGAGAGAGAGAGAGAGAGAGGAGGGAGAAAGAGAGAGUGAGAGAGAGAGGAGGGAGACUUGUGUUGAUCAGAGAGUCUGCAGCCCCCCAGCCUUCCCUCUGUUGCUGCUACAGUACGUGUGAAAGGAAGAGGGAGAGGCAGCAGAAGCAGAUCUGCUGUUUGUCUCUGAGACUCAGAGGGAAGAGCAGAGCGCUGUGAGCUGUGCAGUGCAGAGCAGAGCCAGCCAGUCUUCUGGUAUGUGUCCAGUGUGAGCAACUCAGCCGAGUCCCUGCGCACUUCUGUCUGAGCUGCCUCGCACCCCAGGACUCUGAAACCAGCUACACAAACAGGAAUACCUGUGUCCACUCAAGCGGUUUGGGUAGUGGAGCAUGUUGUGACAGCCAUGUCUCUGGAGAUGGAGAAGACCAUCACCAAGCUGAUGUACGAUUUCCAGAGGAAUUCCACCUCUGAUGAUGACUCUGGAUGUGCACUGGAGGAAUAUGCUUGGGUUCCCCCUGGCCUCAGUCCUGAGCAGGUGCAUCAGUAUUAUAACUGCUUACCAGAGGAGAAGGUCCCUUAUAUCAACAGCCCUGGAGAGAAAUACCGCAUCAAGCAAUUGCUUCACCAGUUGCCACCACAUGACAAUGAGGUACGAUAUUGUAAUGCACUGGACGAGGAGGAGAAACGAGAGCUUAAGCUGUUCAGCAACCAACGGAAGAAAGAUAACCUGGGCCGAGGCAAUGUCCGUCCUUUCCCCCUAACUAUCAAUGGGGCCGCCUGUGACAAGUGUGGGGGUCAGAUAAAUGGAGGGGACAUUGUAGUUUUUGCACCAAGGGCGGGUCAUGGAAAAUGCUGGCACCCUCAGUGCUUUGUCUGCGGCACAUGCGAGGAAGUAUUGGUGGACCUCAUAUACUUUCACCAGGAUGGCAAGAUCUACUGUGGCCGGCACCAUGCCGAGAGGCUGAAACCCCGCUGCUGUGCCUGUGAUGAGAUCAUCUUUGCUGAUGAGUGCACUGAGGCAGAGGGCCGGCACUGGCACAUGAAGCAUUUCUGUUGCUACGAGUGUGAGACCACCCUUGGCGGGCAGCGCUACAUCAUGAAGGAUGGACGACCACACUGCUGCAACUGCUUCGAGUCCCUUUAUGCAGAGUACUGUGACGCAUGUGGAGAACACAUAGGCAUUGACCAAGGUCAGAUGACUUAUGAUGGACAGCACUGGCAUGCAACUGAGGAAUGUUUUUGCUGUGCCCGUUGCAAGCGCUCCCUUCUUGGACGCCCCUUCCUGCCAAAGCAGGGGCAGAUUUUCUGUUCACGGUCCUGCAGUGCGGGACAGGAUCCCGAGGAAUCUGACUCCUCAGACUCUGCCUUCCAAAGUGCUCGAUCACGUGAGUCCCGCCACAGCACCAAGAUCGGAAAGAAGGAGCGCAGGAAUGCUGAGCAGGAUAGGCGAAGCACCGAACCCCGCCAGUCAGCUCCUCCAUCGAUGCCCGACCGUCUCUCUGCUGAUAUGGAUCCCCUCUCUGGUCAGAUGGAUCGCUUAAGCCUCACUUCUAGUCAGACUCCAAGCAGGACACCUAACCGCACCCCUAGCCGCACUCCUAGUCGAGCCCCAAGCCUUAACCAGGUGUGGAUGAGCCGAGAUGACCCCUACAUCCCUCCUUCCUAUGAAGGCCCUCAGCGGGAUCCCUCCCCUAGCCCUACACCCAUUCAUCUGCUGGGUCAGUGUAAUGCUAGGCAAGGUUACAAUCCUAAUGCGAAUGCUCAUCCACCAGCCCAGAGUCCUGCCAACCCAGGAAAGAGGCCUGAUUCCUGGGGAAAGGAGCAAGGGAAUGCCAAGAGGACCCCUAUGGCUGCCCUGAGAGGCUACUCCUUUAAUGAAAACUGGAUGCAGCACAGCCAGGAUGAGUUCAGACCCAACAAGCUGCGCACCCAGAUGAGCUUCAAUGAGAUGUCUAGCCAGAAUCAGGGUUUCUCUGACAAGAGAAGUAUCAGUCUGCAUGGAUUCCAGAGAAAUGGAAGACCGCCACUGACCAGGAGGAACCCUAUCAAUGCCAUGAGCUUUAACGAGCCCCUCACUCCUCUAGAACAGACCCCUCGUGGAUCCAUGGACUCCCUAACUAUGUCUAAUGCUACAGGUAACUCUCUAGAUGGAGUCAGCAAGCGUCAGGAGCAUCUGUCAAGGUUUUCCAUGCCUGACCUGAGUAAGGAUUCAGGUGUAAAUGUGUCUGAAAAGAGCAACAUGGGUACCCUCAGCUCCUCAGUCCAGUUCCACAGCACAGAAUCGCUGUCCUCCUCCCGCCCAUACAACAACAACAACAACAUGUACACCCCUCUGAGAGUCGGCUACCCACUGCAGUACUGGGAUGGCCCACAGCCGCUCGGCUUUGAUGGUAAAGGUCGUGUCGGGGUGAUGGGCAGCAGUGGGAAUCUGCGGAUGGCUCCCAUGAGUGACAGAAUGCCCCGCCGAAGCUUAAGCGGGCAGGAAUCUGUGUCCCAGAACCAGCAGCCACAACCCAGACGCCGCAAACAUCAUCGUGGGAACAACGGCAACGGCCAGCACCGCAGUGGCCGCCACCACAAACGCUCUCGCCGCUCUCGCUCUGACAACGCCUUGCACCUGGUGGCAGACCGGCCUGCUCAAAUGAUGGAGCCGCCGUACCGUCGCGUUCAGGAGGAUUAUGAUCGUUUCCCCUCUGGUCAUGCUGCACGGGAGUUGUUCGGGCUGGACCCGGGCGGGUACAGGCAGCAGCUUCACCGGCCCUGUCCCCGCACCACUUCUGAUCUUACCCUGCAGAAUGCUGGCUGGCAACCUGUCGGCCUGGGCGGGCCGUGCUGGGGCGAUGGGUACAUGGAGGCUGCUGACCCCUGGUGCUCUAGCUGCUCCUCUUCCUCCGAGUCUGAGGAAGAAGAGGCUUAUUUUAUGGGAGAACCAAUCCCUCGGCCCGUGCAGCUGUGCUACAUCAAUAACGAGGAGCGACGCCAUCGCUACAGUCCCUCUGGGAUAGGUGGCCAUCACGGACCUCUUCACGGACCGAUUCAUGGCCAGCUGCACACCCGCCAGAGGAGGAAGAGCAAAAACUGCAUCAUUUCGUAGAUAUAGAGCAAGGAGUUGGGGAGGGAUGAGCAGGAGAGUGAAAGAUAUAAGAGAGAAAGGUAAGGAGACGGUGUAAAGCAGCAGAGAUGGUGGAACAGAGGGAGUGGGAAGGUGAGAGUGAGACAGCUGAAAGUGAGAGUGAAUAGAGAGUUUCUGUGUGUGUGUGUGUGUGUGUGUGUGUGUGUGCUUUUGUGUGUGAGUGGUGGGGUUGAAGAGGAAAAAAAAGGCCUAUUUUUUGUGCUUGUGAGCUUACACAACUCUACACCAUGUAGUGUUUGUGUACACCUACACAGAAUGAUCUAAUCCUAAGAGGAAGCUCAGCUGGCUUACACAACGGGAGUGUUUACGCUGAUGGAGAUCAACUGAUGGUACCAGGAAGCACUGAAGAAUUUGACAACUACAUAGACUGUGGUCAAGGUAAAAUAACAUGGCAUGUGUGCGUGUCUGUGCGUGAACCCCAUGUUACAGAGAGAUUGAACUAUUCCAGCUGGAAAAGGCCAGUGGUCAAACUACAGUGACAUGACUGUUCACGUCACCGCUCAGUGAUCCAAGCCCUGGGCAGUAAACUUAUUCUGUGUGGACAAACGAGAAAUUGUAUUGGGAUAGUGCAAGCUACGUGCUAGAUUCCAAGCUGUGUCAUUGUUUACCUCAGUGGAAUCCAAAUGCUGCUGGAAUAUAGUGUUGGCUCGCUAGCCCCGUUAUCACCUUGUACAAAUAGUCUUUUAAACCUUGUGCUCUGCAUAGCCGGCUCUCCAUUGCUUCACCAAGGACAGAGCGCCACACAGCCUCUGCUCCUUGACCAUUCAGGCACAGUAACGUCAGGUAUGGUCCCGUUUUCUCUUCUGCAACAUGCUUUGUUUUGGUUUUUUUGAGAGUUACCUAUAGUUGAUUAAUACUACCACUAAUAACACUAACAAUAAUAAUGAUAACACAAAUAAUAACUAUAAGAAUAUUAAAGAAUAAUACCUACUAGAUGUAUAUAUAGUAAUAAACUUUAAUAAUGGAUGUAGUAAUGUAAAUGUCCUGUACAUAUGGUCUUAAAUAUUUAUAUAUUUUGUAACUAAAGAACCAUUAUUUGUAUAACAUGAUGUAGAGAUAGGGAGGCUUGCAUGUUAAUUUGUUGUUGUUGUCUCAUACUGAAAAUAAAGUGUAUGUCAAUGAAC